Mesocricetus auratus (golden hamster) is the source of this 1785-nucleotide messenger RNA. Its product is annotated as E3 ubiquitin-protein ligase Mdm2-like. NCBI's taxonomy places the organism in Eukaryota, Metazoa, Chordata, Mammalia, Rodentia, Cricetidae. The record is from RefSeq and is a predicted model, not a curated record. Gene Ontology annotation, molecular function: ubiquitin protein ligase activity.
AUGGGCUUUGUCAGCUGCAGGCACCGCUCGGGCUGCAGCUCAUUCCCGGUUCGCGUUCAGCGUCCCGGCCGCUGCGCGAAGGGCGCCCUGAGUGUGACGGCGCGACUGGCGGCGGUGCAAGGAGAGCUUCGUCUGCCUCCUUGCGGCCCUCGGUGGACCGGGUACGGACAGAGAGCGGCCGCCACGCCCCUCGCCCCGCUCCCCGGCGGCCGCUCAGUCUCUUCCGGGCGGCGCAGCAGCCUCAGCCCGCUCCGGAUUCAACCGCCCUGCCUCCCCUUGCUUGUAGCGAGUCUCCGAGGGACGGGUAAGCGAUCUACAAAUUUGGCCCAGGGGGGGAGGGAGCGCACUGUGGAGGAUGGAGCGGGGGCGGAAGCGCGCCGACACGGAGGAAGGAGCAGCGGGAGCCGCACGGCCCGAGGCCGGGAGCUGAGCGGAAAGCCGGCGCGGCUGCGAGUGCCAGCAGCCUCUGGUUUCUUCCGUGACUGGGUCCCACCUCUGUUAACACAGGCUCUGAAGCUGGCGGAAGUAUUGGUUUACAACUGUAGGAUUAUGAUCAAAUAUCUAAUUUUAGCCCCUACUCCUCUCACAGAACUCCGAAAAUAUGGAAAUGCUCAUGUGAUGAUUUGUGUGGUCCCACUCCCCGAGAAGCAGCAACACAUUGUGUAUUGUUCAAACGAUCUUCUAGGAGAUUUGUUUGGAGUGCCGAGCUUCUCUGUGAAAGACCACAGGAAAAUACAUAUAAUGAUCUACAGAAACUUGGUGGUCGUAAGUCAGCAAGAGUCUUCAGACUCCGGCACAUCAGUGAGUGAGAGCAGAUGUCAGCCUGAAGGAGGCAGUGAACAGAAGGAUCCUGUGCAAGAGCCACAAGAAGAGAAGUCGUCUUCAGAUUCAGUUUCUAGACCAUCUACCUCAUCUAGAAGGAGAACAAUUAGUGAGACAGAAGAAAAUGCAGAUGAGCUACCUGGUGAUCGACAGAGGAAGCUCCACAGGUCCCUUUCCUUUGAUGAAAGCCUGGCUUUGUGUGUGUUAAGAGAGAUAUGCUGUGAGAGAAGCAGCAGCAGCGAGUCCACAGAUACCCCCUCAAAUCAGGAUCUUGAUGAUGGUGUAAGUGAACACUCAGGGGAUUGGUUGGAUCAGGAUUCAGUUACUGAUCGUGUAGAAUUUGAAGUUGAGUUUCUUGACUCAGAAGAUUACAGCCUGAGUGAAGGAGGGCAGGAGCUCUCAGAUGAGGAUGAUGAGGUCUAUCGAGUCACAGUGUAUCAAUCAGGAGAAAGUGAUGUAGAUUCCUUUGAAGGAGAUCCAGAAAUCUCCUUAGCUGACUAUUGGAAAUGUACCUCCUGCAAUGAAAUGAAUCCUUCCCUUCCACCUCACUGCAAUAGAUGUUGGACUCUGCAUGAGAACUGGCUUCCAGAAGAUAAGGAGAAAGAUAGAGGGGAUGCCUCUGAAGAGGCCAAGCUGGAGGCAGAAGGCUUAGAUGUUCCUGAUGGGAAAAAAUCUACAUCGAGUGAUUCUAAGGAGUCCUGCACUGAGGAGAAUGAUGAUAAAGAAAUAUAUACCUCCCAGUCACAAGAGAGUGAGGACUAUUCCCAGCCCUCAACUUCCAGCAGCAUUGUUUAUAGCAGCCAAGAAGACGUCAAAGAGUGGGAGAAGGAAGAGACAGGAGACAAAGAGGAGAGUGUGGAAUCUGGCUUCUCUCUUAAUGCCAUUGAACCAUGUGUGAUUUGCCAAGGGCGGCCUAAAAAUGGUUGCAUUGUUCAUGGCAAAACUGGAUUGCUUCUUCUUUAG